CGACGCUCCCCACUGUGCCCUCAGCCCCGGAAACGGAACUGCUUGCGCGUGAAGGGCGGGACCAGUGCCGCCCACUAUUGGCCUUCAGCGGUUGUGGCGUUCUCCUGCCGCGCGCUGAUUGGCCGCGGAACGUCAACUCUCGGUAUUUGAAUCUGGGGCGGGCUCAGCGGACGACAGUCACGAACUGCGAAAGCAGAGCUUUUUGGAGUCCCUUCGCCUCGGUUUCUCAGCUCGGACUCCCAGCGUAGAGCAAGGGCGGCGCUCCUCUCCUGCGGUUGGCGGCGGCGCGGGCCAAGGGCCCGUCAGCAGUAGGCAGAAUGAGCCUGCAUAUCUUAAAUGACGAAAAUGUCCCCAGAGAAAAGAGUUCAGAGAGCUCUAACUUCCUGUUUUCACAACCGGAACUUACCGGAAGAUCCUCUGUUCUUCUUCCGUCACAGAAAGAAAAUGUACCACCCAAGCACCAGGCCAAAGCUGCAAAGGUGACUUUUCAGACACCUCUUCGGGAUCCACAGACACACCGGAUCUUAAGUCCUAAUAUGACCUGCAAACUCGAGACCCCUUUUGCUCUGGAUGACGAUAUUGGAUUAGAAAACAAUCGAUACAUCUGCUUACAGAAGGAGAAUCAGCUGCCGUUAGCCCCAGUGGAUGAUACACCUGUGGUCCAGAUGGCAGCCGAGAUCCUAAGAGCAGAAGGUGAGAUCCAGGAGGUAAUCUUGAAUUCCUCAAGCACUUCAGCUUCUACGAGCUCUCAGGACAAUAUCCUGUUGACACCUCUUAUUGGGCCAGUGCUGGAGCCUUCUCAUCAGGGACCAGAACCUGUCAUGGAUGGCAGCAUGGAUGAUAACCUCUCUGCCCCCCCUAUUGGGCCAGUGCUGGAGCCUUCUCAUCAGGGACCAGAGCCUAUCGUGGAUGGCAGCAUGGAUGAUAACCUCUCUGCCCCCCCUAUUGGGCCAGUGCUGGAGCCUUCUCAUCAGGAACCAGAACCUGUCAUGGAUGGCAGCGUGGAUAAUGACCUCGCUGUCCUCCCUAUUGGGCCAGUGCUGGAGCCUUCUCAUCAGGGACCAGAGCCUAUCAUGGAUGGUGACCUCGCCACCCCUCCUGUUGAGCCAAUUGUGGAGCCUUCUCAUCAGGGACCAGAGCCUAUCAUGGAUGGUGACCUCGCCACCCCUCCUGUUGAGUCAGUGCUAGAGCCUUCUCAUCAGGGACCAGAACCUAUCAUGAAUGGUGAUAAUGCGCCUUAUAUUGAGCCAGUGCUGGAACCUUCUCAUCAAGGACCAGAACCUAUUGUGGAUGGUGACCUUGCCCCUCCUAUUGGGCCAGUGCUAGAGCCUUCUCAUCAGAAACCAGAGCCUAUCUUAGACCCAGAGGAAGAGAACUUCAGAGACCCAGCAGAAGUUCUAGGUACUGGUGCUGAAGUGGAUUAUCUAGAGCAGUUUGGAACUUCCUCGUUUAAGGAGUCAGCAUGGAGGAAGCAGUCUUUGUACUUGAAAUUUGAUCCACUCCUGAAAGAGAGCCCUCUGCGGCCAAUGCCAGUGGUCCCGGUGACAAAUAGUGUACAGGACGUGGAUGAGGCUGGCUCGGGAAAUCCAAUGGAAGCCAAGCUUGUGGACUUAGAUUUCUUGGGAGCUCUGGAUGUUCCUGUGCCAGGCCCACCCUUGUGUGUCCUUGAGCCAAGAGGUCUCCUUCCUGCUGAGCCUAUUGUGGAUGUGUUGCAGUACAGCCAGAAAGACCUGGACGCAUUGGUGAAUGCCACGCAACAGGAGAACUUGGAGCUGAGAAGCAAGUAUGAGGACAUCAAUGCGAAGUACUUGGAGAUGGGGAAGAUCGUGGAUGGGUUUGAGAAGAUCGUGUACAAAUCAAUGGAGGAGGCUGAGAGACAGAAGGAACUCGCAGAAGACAAAAUCAAAAAGGUUCUAAAAGAGAAAGACCAACUUACUGCAGACCUGAACUCCAUUGAAAAGUCCUUCUCUGACCUUUUCAAGAGGUUUGAGAAGCAGAAAGAAGUGAUUGAAGGCUACCGCAAGAAUGAAGAUUCACUGAAGAAAUGUGUUGAGGAGUAUAUAGUGAAGAUUGAAAAGGAAGGCCAGAGGUACCAGGCACUGAAGGCCCAUGCAGAAGAAAAGCUCAAGCUAGCAAAUGAGGAGAUCGCCCAAGUACGUAGCAAGGCUCAAGCAGAGGCACUAGCUUUCCAGGCAAGCUUGAGGAAGGCACAGAUGCAGAUCCACUCACUGGAGAAGACUGUGGAACAGAAGACUAAAGAAAAUGAUGAGCUGACCCGGAUCUGUGAUGACCUCAUCUCUAAGAUGGAGAAGAUCUGACUGCAGCCAGCCGUCACCAUCCCUCUGUCUACCCAUUUCUAUGUCUGUCUGAUUUGUCUCUUUUGUGUGGUCUUUAAUCUCUGUUCAUUUCUAAGUUACAUUACUUUGAUGACUAAAGUUAAUUAAUUUCAAAGCAACCCAGGUCCUGUUGUUUAUAAAGCUCACUUACCUGUUUUUCUAGAUA
This is a messenger RNA of Phodopus roborovskii (desert hamster), 2502 nucleotides long. It is a transcript of the gene Tacc3, whose product is annotated as transforming acidic coiled-coil containing protein 3. The record is from RefSeq and is a predicted model, not a curated record. The transcript is spliced from 15 exons. NCBI's taxonomy places the organism in Eukaryota, Metazoa, Chordata, Mammalia, Rodentia, Cricetidae. Gene Ontology annotation, biological process: cell population proliferation; cerebral cortex development; mitotic spindle organization. Gene Ontology annotation, cellular component: cytoplasm. The coding region runs from base 318 to 2318 and encodes 666 amino acids.